CACCCCUCCCGACAUUGCAAGGCCAAAGAACUACGUGAAUGAUUAACAACAAGACGGGAGGAAGGGUUCGUUGAACGUUGUAGGACAAGAGAAUGGAAAUGGUGUCAGAUGGUUAUGGAUCUUUCAUAGAUAAAUUCUCACUCCAACCAAUUGUUUCUUCUUCACAGCUUCCCUUACAUGGCCUCACAUUUUCUUUAAAAGAUAUUCGAUGUGGAAGGGUACGUGACGUGAUUUGGUAACCCAGAUUGGGCAAGGACUCAUUCUGCAGCAGCAUCCACUUCACUUGUGGUUUUGGAUCUUCCAAGGGCAGGUGCCACUGCUGUUGGCAAGACUGUCAUGGAUGAAAUGGCAUACAGGAUGGGACCUAAAUCUUCAAUACUUAUGAUUCAAGAGUUUAUUAUGAUCAAAUGAGAGAUAUGAUCCGAAUAUCCGAUCAAGUCUCAGAGGAUUAAAUCCCAAGUGUUGGACUGCUGGUCUAUUAAUUUGAAACUCAUGCAUAUAUUGGCAAUAUAAACGGUGAGAACAUCCACUAUGGGACACCCAGAAAUCCAUAUGCUGCAGAUAGGGUUCCUGGAGGGUCAUCUAGUGUGGAGCUGCUGUUAGUGUUGGUGCGAUGCUGGUGGACUUCUCCUUAGGUACUGACACUGGGGGAAGUGUAAGAGUCCCUGCAUCCUAUUGUGGAAUAUUUGGAAUCCGACCGUCUCAUGGAGUUGUUUCGAUUGCUGGAGUUAUUCCAAUGGCACAAAGUUUUGAUACAGUUGGAUGGUUUGCUAGGGAUUCAUCUAUCUUAAAGAAAGUAGGGGAAGUCUUAUUGUCUUCUCAAAACUUGCAUCCCACUAGACCUGAUCAAGUUAUCAUUGCAGAGGAUUGUUUCAAGCUUCAAGACUUUUGGGGCAUCCAGUCACCAACAGCAUUUGAAAAAUUCAGUAAAGAAGUUAUACGGAUAUAUGAAUUCAAGAAGAACCAUGGUGAGUGGGUUAGCACAGUUAGGCCAAAUUUAGGUCCAGGGAUAACAGAACGGGUUUGGGAAGCACUCAAGACUACAAAUGAAAGGAUAGAUGUCUGUCUCUCUAUAAAGUUUGAACUAAAAGCAGCUCUCAGUACACUCUUGGGGGAUGGUGGCAUACUUGUGAUACCUACCGUUCCUGGAGCUCCACCAAAGCUACAGACAGAUCCCAACAGCUUGGAAGCCUUUCGUGUCAAAGCUUUUAGUCUAUUAUCCGUUGCUGGAAUAUCAGAGUUUUGUCAGGAGCCAAAGACUCGCUAUUUUUUGCAAUGGAGCCAAAGACUCGCUAUUUUUUGGUUUAGUACAUCCGACCACCGACACCUUAUCCCACCUAGGAGCCUUUGCGGCACUGGGUGAUGAUGAUGAUUUCUCUUUUAAUUGUAAACAUACCACUCGGAGCAUAUGGCAACCUUCCUGUUGGAAUAUCAUUGUUGGCAAAGCAUGGCUCUGAUCUUUUCCUUCUCGAUACUGUUGAUGCUAUCCAUGGAAGUCUCAAGGAGCAUAUUGAAAUGUUAAAAGACUGAUUACUUUUCCUCAAUGAGGAGGAUCAUCUUCUGCAAGGAAUCAACAGCUACCGGCAAUCCUUGAAAGUGCCGGCCCUGGCCAAGCACGACAAGGCGAAUUGCCUCGCUGAGGAGAUAGCUGAUGAAAUAGAAGACCAGCCCUGUCCGCGGGCGGGCAGCCGAAGCAGCCCGCCCCAAAUCGGGAACUUACAGAAACACCUGGACAAGUGUAAGAUAGACGCUAACUCGACUAAAGACGGGACAAUACUGCCCGUCUGUGUCCGUAAGCGAGUCCCUACUCUGGUUCUCACCAACUACACACAGUCAUUUCAAAACGCGAAAUUCCUCAACGAUUCCCGGUUCACCGGAGCGGGAAUCGGGACGGACGAUGACUGGACGGUGCUGGUGUUGACCACCAACACUGAAGCAGGGAUGUUCGCAGCAGCGUCGGCUGCUGUGGUCAAUGCAAGUCAACGGUUGAUGUAUUUGUUGCAGGUGGCCGCCGGAAUGUCCCUUUUCAUACUGCUGUAGAUCGAUCUGAAUAGUUUGCUUUGUCUUGUGUCAUUAAUUAAUUGCUUAAAUUUGCGGUAUUAGACUAUGAGUUAGAAUGUAAUAUCUGUAAUAUACUCUGUUUCAGUUCCGGUGAUUUGUGUAAUAACUUGUCAUGUUUUUCUCUUUAAUUUAGAGCUAAUUUGUUCACUAAAUGCAUAUUCUUU
This is a messenger RNA of Cuscuta europaea, 2225 nucleotides long. The record is from the annotation of a GenBank genome assembly. NCBI's taxonomy places the organism in Eukaryota, Viridiplantae, Streptophyta, Magnoliopsida, Solanales, Convolvulaceae.